AUGCCAGCAUCGCCUCCUCAGAAGAUAGAUGGCGCGUUUCUGGAACUACCAGGCGAGAUACGCAAUAAGAUAUACACUAUGGCCAUCUAUCCAGAGUUGUCGUCGAUUGUGAUCGCAAAUUGUACCAAGCCGGAACAUCUUGCUGCAUCGGUGCUGCAUCUUCCUCUCUUUCGCGUCUGUCGCCAAAUUCGGGCCGAAUGUCUUUCCUACAUCUGCGCCACUUUUCCUCUAAGGAUUCUUGGCCUACAAACCGCGCUUCUCUUCUUCUCUUGUGCGGGAACAGCUAUCUCCGAGAUAAAGGCACUCGUCCUUGUGCAGCCGGCCACGAGUAUUGUAGAAAGCAAAGGGGGUCGAGACAGGGUGGAGCACUUCCUUGCGGCGCUAAACAUGAUGGACGAGUUGAACGAGAUGAGGUUGGAGGGAAUGGGGAGCAUGUCAAGGUUAGGGCAUGGUGGAGAGCAUAUGGAUUUUGUAAGGAAAGUAGAGGACUUGAGCAAGAAAGGCGUAGAUGUGCAAGUCAGGUUUGGGAAAAGAUAG
Molecule: messenger RNA, 537 nt
Organism: Alternaria atra
Lineage: Eukaryota; Fungi; Ascomycota; Dothideomycetes; Pleosporales; Pleosporaceae
Exons: 2
Coding region: 1-537 (178 amino acids)
Source: RefSeq, a predicted model, not a curated record